This is a messenger RNA of Armigeres subalbatus, 882 nucleotides long. Its product is annotated as probable RNA-binding protein 46. Gene Ontology annotation, cellular component: nucleus. Gene Ontology annotation, molecular function: mRNA binding. Lineage: Eukaryota; Metazoa; Arthropoda; Insecta; Diptera; Culicidae. The transcript has 2 exons. The record is from RefSeq and is a predicted model, not a curated record. The coding region runs from base 272 to 877 and encodes 201 amino acids.
ACAAAUUCGAAGCAUCUCUUUCUGCCUAAUGCAAAAUUUCCAUUCUCUUUCGUUUUGCCAUGCAUCGCCUUAUGGAACGUCUUGACCUUGAUUGAUUGUAUUGGUGAUAUCUUGCGCGUGUUCUCUCUCUCAUCGCUCUCAAUUUCAUUCAUAAACCGCGGUGGCCGAGUGUGUUGUGAAAAAAAAAACUAAGAACUAGCCGCAGUCACUAUCGUUCUUCUGUAAGUGCAGUAACGUGAAACGCACGCGCGCGCAGUUCGUCGGUGAUAAAAUGUCCGUAUUUUGGAACGAUUACGAGUAUCGCACAGUCCAGGUGAACGGGCAGCGUUUUAUCGGACCUCCACCGGAAAUCCAGAAGGAACCGUCCUACGACUGGGAGCUAUUCGUGAAAAACCUUCCGCGGAAUUUGUUCGAAAAUGAACUGAUCCCGCUGUUCUCGUCGGCCGGGCUCGUGUACCAGAUUCGGCUGCUGAUGUGUUUUUCCGGUCAGAACCGCGGCAUUGCGUACGUGCGUUUCACCAACGAGGAGGAUUUCGUACUGGCGCUGCGCAUGUUUCACCAGCUUAGGCUGGGAACUAACUUUGCGCUGUACGCUUGCCGAAGCAUGAACAUGCGCAAGCUGGUCAUGCUGAAUAUCGACACCAGGGUGACGAGCGAGUCAGCUCGCCGGUUUAUCGAGGCCAUCAGCGGAGGAUCAUGCGUGCACAUGGGAUACAGAAAAUUUCAUCAGGACAAGAAAUAUGUCAUAAUCCAGUUCAAGUGCCACUAUGAGACAGCCCUGGCAAGAAGGAAGUUGAUGGUGAUUUUACCCUUUUUCGGAGACAGCUGUUACUUGAAGUGGUACAACAGGGAGAAACGAAAUAAAGCGACCGGCUAGUGAAA